Messenger RNA from Protomyces lactucae-debilis, 282 nucleotides. RefSeq lists its product as uncharacterized. Gene Ontology annotation, molecular function: RNA polymerase II cis-regulatory region sequence-specific DNA binding; DNA-binding transcription factor activity, RNA polymerase II-specific. Gene Ontology annotation, biological process: regulation of transcription by RNA polymerase II. Lineage: Eukaryota; Fungi; Ascomycota; Taphrinomycetes; Taphrinales; Protomycetaceae. Gene Ontology annotation, cellular component: nucleus. The annotation marks the transcript as partial. The transcript has a single exon. The record is from RefSeq and is a predicted model, not a curated record.
AUGUCGGGACCCGAUCCUGCAGAUGGCAAGUACAUCUGUCUCUAUGGCGGAUGUAUGCGCCGCUUCGGUCGCAAGUACAACAUCCAGUCUCACAUCCAAACACACCUCGCCGAUCGACCGUUCCGUUGCACCGUGUGCGCUGCUGGCUUCGUGCGCAGGCAUGAUCUCCUACGACAUGCACGCAUUCAUGGACCCUCCAAGGACUUCGUCUGUGGUUGCAGCAAAGGCUUCUCCCGCAUGGACGCCUUGAACCGUCAUCGUCAACGACAGAUCUGCAAAGGU